Messenger RNA from Penicillium samsonianum, 492 nucleotides. RefSeq lists its product as uncharacterized. Lineage: Eukaryota; Fungi; Ascomycota; Eurotiomycetes; Eurotiales; Aspergillaceae. Bases 1 to 492 code for a protein of 163 amino acids. The record is from RefSeq and is a predicted model, not a curated record. The transcript has 2 exons.
AUGGAUGUAGGGGAGACCGACCUCCGUCGCAGAAGGCCUCGUGUGGACCUGCAAGAUGACGAUAAUCUCGAGGAAAACCAGAAGUCAGUCACCGAGCUAGAUCAGGAGGACAAGGUCUUCAAAAUGACCGAGUCGGGAGGCACAGUAGGCUUCAAGAAGGGAGCGGCAUCGCUUAAAGACUGGGGCCCCAACCAUCAUACAUGGACGAGCUGCUUCCUUACAUAUCUAGCCGUCAUAGGAUAUCUCUUUAGCGAGAAACAUCCAAAGGCAGUCCCCAACCUACUCAUGUUCAUGAGGCAGAUCCUGGACUUCGCUCAAACCUAUCAGUGGUCAGAAGCAGUACUGCCGCUCGCCCUCAACUUCUACCAAUACAUUCCGGAUAAGGGAGAGCUGUCGACAGAGAACAACCUUAUCACAGCCCCAUUUCGCGAAAAAUAUCUCCGUCAUAAUCUUACCCUGCCUGCGAAGCCACCAGCAAACCCUUCAGCCUGA